AUGGAUAAGGGUAUUUUCUCUCUUUCUCACUGCGCGCGCUCUCUCUCUCUCUCUCUCUCUGUACGCGCUUUCUUUCUGCUUCCGGGAGCCUCCCUGGUUCUGGGCGAUCUCGAUCCCUCGUCGUACUCUCUCUCUCUCUCUCUCUCGCUUUCUCCCGCUCUCGAUCUCUCUCGGGGCGGGGGAAGGAGCGAUGGUAAUGUGAAGCGACCCGGGGGUGUGUGUGUGCAGUGUGUGUGUGUGUGUGUGGAGAUGGCGGGAUUGGACGUUCGCACCGUUGGUGCCAUCUUGGCCCUUAUCUCGUUUCUGGACAUGACUGCCGUGGGCAUGUUGAUCCCGCUCUUGCCGCGACUGUACUCCUCGCACCAGGCCUCGGCCUCGGCGAUUGGCUUCAUGGGGUCUCUCUACGGAACAGCCAACCUCGUGGGCGGUCCCAUCUUUGGGUUUUUGGGGGACGCCAUCGGCCCUCGUGCUGCGCUGACCGUGGCGAUGGUUGGCUCCGCCGUGGGCUACGCGCUGCUGGGCACGGCAGACUCGCUAGCAGUCAUGGGCCUGGCACGCGUAAUCACAGGUUGCUUCAAGCAGACUUUGACCGUGGCCAAGUCAACCCUGGCCGUCAUCACGCCACCGGCAACCCGAGCCCGUGAUCUUGGUCGGAUUGGCUCCGCGGCCAGUGCUGGUUUUAUCAUCGGCCCGCUGAUUGGAGGCUUUGUGUUCCACGACGUGGAACGUGUGCGCCUGGCUGCCAUGCUGACUGCUGGUGUGUUUGCCAUUAACGCACUACUUGCCUGGGGGGCGUUGCGCGCCCUGCAUGAUCUACUGGCUGCACACCAUCGUACCCUGGAGACAGAGGAGCCCACGGCUACAUCCUCGCCAGCAUCGCAGGGUAACCAGACUGAAACAUCCGAGCAGUUCAAGAUUUCUCCGUCCAAUGGGCCGCUCACCGCUUACGACCAUGCCAGGCUUCAGUUUGAAUCAAUGGUGGACAUGUUCAAGGUUGUGAUGGCCAGUGGCCAGUGGCGAUUGGUGGCCGCGCAGUUGGGCGCCAACAUGGCCAUGGUCACGUUACGGAGUGUUUUUGCCACGUUUGCUGAGCAAGAAUUUGCCCCUUCUCCUCACGUCUUGGGCCUCAUGUUGUCGGCGCAGGGUGCUAUGGGCAUCGUGUUUGGGCUCUGUGUGGGUCCCGUCGUCCGCUUGUUUGGUAGCGAGUCGGCCGUGUUCCUGCCCAGUUUGCUGGUGCAGGGCCUGUCCUACUGCUUUGUAUUCUACACUUGGAGCCCAAUGACCAUGACUCUGGCUUCGGCUCCGCUACGGCUAGGCAAUAGCGUGAUGGCAGCGGUGGGCCUCUCAAUGGUGUCACAAGCGGUGACGCCUAAACAGCGCGGCGCUGUGGUUAGCAGCACAGAAGUGGUCAUGUCGCUGAGUCGCACCGUGUCGCCGUUCCUUGCAGGGCUGGCGCUGGAUUAUGGACGACAUGCGUUGGCCUUGUUCUGUUUACUUCAACUGGCCGCAGGCUGCCUGUUCCUGCUGGCUCGGACCAGCCAACACAUCCGACCCAAGACAGACUAG
Monosiga brevicollis MX1 is the source of this 1566-nucleotide messenger RNA. RefSeq lists its product as uncharacterized. Gene Ontology annotation, molecular function: transmembrane transporter activity. Lineage: Eukaryota; Choanoflagellata; Craspedida; Salpingoecidae. The transcript has 6 exons. The record is from RefSeq and is a predicted model, not a curated record. The coding region runs from base 1 to 1566 and encodes 521 amino acids. Gene Ontology annotation, biological process: transmembrane transport.